Vigna angularis (adzuki bean) is the source of this 1193-nucleotide messenger RNA. RefSeq lists its product as uncharacterized. The coding region runs from base 319 to 942 and encodes 207 amino acids. Gene Ontology annotation, molecular function: ubiquitin-protein transferase activity; zinc ion binding. Gene Ontology annotation, cellular component: membrane. NCBI's taxonomy places the organism in Eukaryota, Viridiplantae, Streptophyta, Magnoliopsida, Fabales, Fabaceae. The transcript has 6 exons. Gene Ontology annotation, biological process: protein ubiquitination. The record is from RefSeq and is a predicted model, not a curated record.
AAUGGAAAUUAGAGAAUCUUCUUGUUUGAUCCUAAGCUGCAAGCAAGACCCUUUUUUGCCAAGUUUUUAAGGUCAAAGCUAGCCUUCGUGGUUUGGUUCGUUUGAAAAUUAGGCCAUUAGUUUUUUUCUUCCAGAAUUAAAAAUAGGGGUAAAAUGGGAAAUGUCUUUGUUUUUUCUUUCGUAUAUAAACUCUGAGAUUCCUGAGAAGACUGAGAAAGAGAGCGUAGAAAGGAAAACGAAAAAACAGAGUACCCGACCGAAUUUGAAAACAAAGGCUGAAAUUUGAAGAAACAGAGAUCGCUACUGGGUGUGAAAUAUAUGGCAGAGGUUGUUUUGUUAGUCGAUGAUUUGAAAUUGCUUUCUGGGAUUCCUCGCUGUAGAAUUUGUCAUGAAGAGGAGUUUGAAAGCAUAGAAACCUUGGAAGCACCUUGUGCUUGUUCUGGAACCGUUAAGUUUGCUCAUAGAGAUUGCAUACAAAGAUGGUGCAACGAGAAAGGAAAUACAACCUGUGAAAUAUGUCUCCAGCAAUAUGAACCCGGAUAUUCAGCUCCACCCAAGAAGUCUAAGAUAAAUGAUGAAGCAAUGUCCAUUAGGGAGGAAGAAGAAGAGUCAAACGAAAGAACAGAGAUAACGGUUGAAGGAGUUGCAGUGGAAAGCGAUUACUCGGAAUGCAGUUCAGGCGGUGACAGAAGCGCGUCUUGCUGUCGAUCCCUUGCAAUAGCUUUUACAAUUGUCUUGCUAGUAAGACAUUUUUUCGCAGUGCUUUCAAAUGGAACGCAAGAUUACCCAUUUACUCUACUUACUGUCAUUAUAUUAAAGGCUAGCGGAAUUAUUAUACCUAUGUACAUAGUUAUUAAGAUUGUUGGAGCCAUUCAGAACAGUAGUGAGCAGUAUCAGGAUUCUGACGAUGAAGAUGAGAUACGUCAUAAUGUAAAUUCAUAGAUUAUUUGUUUACUGUAUAAGAAGAGCAUCAUGUGAUGCUCGUCAAAUAACAUUUUGCGCCACAAUUUGAGAUAAUGGAAUUCAGAACGGAAUGCACAUUCCCUUACCCCCGCCCAAGACCAGUAAAGUACUAGGUAGGUCCUUUGGGCGUCCGAUCCCGGUACAUAUCAUAGAAAAAGUUUAAUAACAUUUAUCAUACAGAUGUAACUUUUUCAGUUCUUAUAUUUAAAGAAUAUUUAUUUAAAUCUUCA